Messenger RNA from Paramecium tetraurelia, 6072 nucleotides. RefSeq lists its product as uncharacterized. The record is from RefSeq and is a predicted model, not a curated record. The transcript has 4 exons. Lineage: Eukaryota; Ciliophora; Oligohymenophorea; Peniculida; Parameciidae.
AUGUACUCAAUUAAAACAAAAAAUCUUAUUUCAUGUUUCUCCAAAAAUACUUAAAUGAAUUUAUAAACUUUGUUAUUCUUCUUCCCAACUUCCUUUAUUUAAAAAGUUGAAAAUGCUAUUUCUAAAUAAGGAGGCAAUCAAAAAUGGCUUAUAUUUGAAUAUUCGCAAUUAAUCUCUAAACAUAAUGAAAAAGUAAAUAAAUUAUUUUAUUGUUUUAAAAGGCCAUUUCAUUAUAAGACCUAUCCUCCAAAACUUGAAAAAUUUAAUUUUAAUUAGUUCAAUGAAAUAACUUAUAAAAUCCUAAGCCAGAAAAGCUAAAUUAUUCAAUUUUUAUAAAAUAAUUCAAUUUAAAUUUAUCAUACUUAUAUAAUUAAUAUAAGAAUUUCUAAAACUCUAAAAAUAAUGAAUUAGAAUGCGCUUUUAAUUCUGCUUACAGUGUCUUGUCUUCUUCAGGGUGGUUUUGGGUGUCCUGCAGGGACUUGGGGAAUAAGCCCUUGUUUACCAUGUAUGAGUGAGUGUGCCACUUGUAGUAUUGCUACACAAUGUAAUUCUUGCAAGCCUGGAUACUACUAUGUAUCAUCUGGGUUUGGGCAAUGUCCUGAUUGUUCAUCUACGUGUAAAACUUGCACCUCCUCAAGUACUCAUUGCACAAGCUGUAACGAUGGUUACUAUUUAUCUGGAACAAACUGUCCAGCAUGCUUAAGCCCGUGCUCAUUAUGCGUAACAACUAACAGUAAUUGUCUUGGUUGCGUUUCUGGCUAUUAUAUUUCAGGAUCAACCUGCGUAACAUGUUCAAAACCGUGUGCUGAAUGUACUACCUCACCCUCUAAUUGUACAGUGUGCGUAGAUUCAGCUAAUUAAGCAAUUCCUAGUUGUGAUUGCACUCAACCUACCAAAUAUUUAGAUACAACUACAUAUAUGUGUAAUAAUUGCGUUUCCCCUUGUCUUAAUUGUAGUACAGCAUCUUUGUGUGAUAGCUGUGUUAAUGGAUAUGUAAUAUCUGGACACGCUUGUCUACCUUGCACCAAGCCUUGCGCAAACUGCACAAUUAAUUAAACCAAUUGUUAGACUUGCGUUGAUUCAGCUAACUAAACACCUCCCAGUUGUAGUUGUAACAGUGGCUUUAUAAUGAACUUGUCAACCUUUAUGUGUGACCAAUGUAUUCAUCCAUGCUUAACAUGUCAAAAUUCAGUGAGUGAAUGCCAUAGUUGUGCUUCAACAUAUUAAUAUGAUUCAACAGCCCAUACUUGUACUUGCUUAACCAAUUAAUAUGAAGACAGUGGAUCACCUAAAACUUGUUAAAACUGUUAAUCGCCAUGUUUGACAUGUUCAAGCAAUGUUAAUUGCAAUUCAUGUAUAAGUGGAAUAAAUAGACAUUAAUCAGGAAGUAGUUGUAUUUGUGAUGAUGGUUAUUAUGAUAAUGGUGGAGUAUGUACCUUAUGUUCAUUACCUUGUACAAAAUGCACUUCACCAACAGUUUGUACAGAAUGCUAUUAAAUAUCCUAUUAAGUGUUAAGUGAUUGUCAUUGCAUGAAUACUUACUAUAUGGAUGCUACAUUUACCUGUUAAUCAUGUAUUAGUCCGUGUCUUAACUGUUCAAGUAAUAGUGUUUGCACAUCUUGCAUUGAUAAUUACUAUUUAGACACUACUAACUGCGUUUAAUGUACAUUACCAUGUUUCAAUUGUGUUGACAUAGAUACUAAAUGUACAUCAUGUGCACACCCUCAAUAAACAGUUUAAAGUAAUUAAUGUGUAUGUGAUGAUGGAUAUUAUAUGGAUGCUUCUUAUUAUUGUUAAUUAUGUACUCAUCCUUGUUCUAAAUGUACAAAUACAAGUACAUAAUGUACAGAUUGUGCUAGUACAUUUAUAUCAAGUGGAUCAAAUAGUUGUAUUUGUGCUGAUGGAAAAUAUGAAGAAACAACAAAUUCGCCUAGUGAUUGUUAAACUUGUACUUCACCAUGUGUUAAAUGUGAAAUAACAUCUACUCAUUGUUUAACAUGUAUUGAUACUAAUUAAAGUGUUGAUCCAUCAUCAUAUUAAUGUAUAUGUAAUAUAGGUUGGGUUGCAAAUGGAAACUAUUGUGAUUAAUGUUUAUCACCUUGUACAUCAUGUUCAGGAACAACAACUUAUUGUACAGCUUGCAAAGAUGCUCAUCAUUAAAUAGUAAGUGGAUAAUGCAUAUGUGAAUCAGGAUGGGUAAAUGAUGCAAAUUAUGAUUGUUAACCAUGUGUAUCCCCUUGUAGUUCAUGUUCAAUUAAUACAACUCAUUGUGAUUCAUGUUUAGAUAUACAUCAUAUUAUUAAUGCUAGUUAUUAAUGCAUUUGUUAAGAUACAUAUUAUUCAGAUACUAUAUCACAUUGUGAACCAUGUGUAUUACCUUGUGCAAAUUGUGAUAUAAAUGGAUGUCUAACUUGUAUAGAUACCAAUUAAUAUAUUGAUUCUAAUUUAGAUUGCAUUUGUAAUAAUGGUUAUUAUAUGGAUACAGUUAAUUGUUCACUAUGUUAAUUACCUUGUGUAUAUUGUACAACACUUUUAGAUUGCUUAACUUGUAUUGAUGCUAAUUAAAGUAUUGUAGGUGAUAGAUGUGUAUGUAAUGAUGGUUAUUAUGCAAGUGGAAAUUAUUGUAAUUAAUGUUAACUACCAUGUACUAAAUGUGUAACUACAUAAAAUACUUGUACGCAAUGUGUAGAUCCUAAUCAUUUACUCAUUAAUAAUAAUUGCGUUUGUAAACCUGGAUAUGGAUAAUCUGGAUUGAAUGGUAAUUAUUGUUCUAUGUGUUAAUAUCCAUGUUUAGAAUGUUCAAUUAAUGUAAAUACUUGUACUAAAUGCAUUGAUUCCAGCUUAUUCAAACUAGAAAAUAAUCAGUGUUUAUGUCAAGAAGGAUAUUAUAAAGAUGAGAAUUAAUGUUUAAGAUGUGCUCCAUAAUGCAAGAGUUGUGAAUAAUUUUAAGAUUAUUGUUUAGCUUGCAAAGACGUUACCUUUAUUCAAAUUAAUAAUUAAUGUUUUUGCGAUUAUGGAUAUUUUUUAAAUUCAGCCUUUUAAUGUAAACCCUGUAAUUCACCUUGUACAACUUGCUAAUACAAUAAUAAUUUCUGUACUUCCUGCAUAAAAGAGUAUUAAUAUUUAAUAAAUAACACCUGUGUUUGUUAAGAUGGAUAUUAUAUGUAGAAUUAUGAAUGCUCGUUAUGCUAUUAUACCUGCACUAAAUGUUUUAGCUUUAAUAUUUGUAAUGCUUGCGUAGAUGGAUAUUAUCUUAAUAAUGAUAUUUGUACUUAGUGUGAUACUUAAUGCUUAACUUGUAUUGAUCAUGAUGAAUGUUUAGCAUGUUCAGAUGGAUACUAUAUGGUUUAAACCCAUAAAUGUACUUCAUGUAUAAGUAAUUGUAAAGAAUGCGAUAAUUCAUAUACUUGUAUUACAUGUUUUGAUGGUUAUUUUUUAUAUGAUGAAUAAUGUGUAAAAUGUGAUGAUAAUUGUCAUACUUGCGUUGAUGAAUAUUAGAAAUGUCUAAGUUGUAAUGAUAAUUUUUUAUUAAUUGAUAAUAAAUGCAUCUGCCAAGAGGGUUAUUAUUAUUAGAAUUAUGAAUGUUUAAAAUGCUAAUAUCCUUGUAAAAUAUGUGAACAAGAAUUUAAAUGCAAUGAAUGCCUUUCAUUAUCAAAUAUUAUAUUAAGUGAUUAAAAUAUGUGUGUAUGUAAAGAUGGAUAUUUUUGGUUAGAUAAUGGAUGCUAAUAAUGUGAUGAAACUUGCUAAACUUGUUUUUUAAAAAGUUAAAAUUGCUUAAGUUGUUAGCCCUAAUCUAAUAGAGUUUUAUUUAACAAUAAAUGUUAAUGUUAAAAUGGCUAUUACUUAAAUGAAUUUAAUUUAUGUUAAACUUGUAACUCUGAAGAAGGGAAAAUAAUUAAAUCUUGCAAGUAUAAGAAUUGCCCUGAUUCUUAAUGGACAUACGGAGAAGAAUAUGGUUGCUCUAAUUGCAUUAUUGAUAAAUAUUAUUCAUGCGUGAAUACUAUACUUUAACAGUCAAUUUGCUUUAAAUGCCCUUAAUAUUGUGAACUCUGCAAUGAAGAUGAUCUCAAUUAACUGGUUUGCAAAAAAUGUUAAUCAGGCUAUUUUGUAGAUGCCAACUCGUGUAAUAAAUGCAAUGAUAAGUGUAAAGAGUGUGCUGAUUCAUCAUCAAAUUGUUUAUCAUGCAGAUUCGUUUAAAAUGAUUAGAAACAAUGUAAAUUGUGUGAGUCGAUGGAUGGAUAUUAUACAGAUUAUAAAAACAAUUUAUGUUAUAGCAAAUGUGGUGAUGGGAUUAAAUCCAAGGAUGAAGAAUGUGACGAUGGAAAUAUAUUAGAUUUUGAUGGUUGCAACUAAAAUUGUAGAAAGGAAUAAAAUUAUAUUUGUUAGAUGGGAAUAUGUUUGAGUACUUCAAAUAUUCCAGUUCCAAAAUUAUAGGCUAUAGGAGAUACCUCACUUUACAAUCCCUAAAGGUUAUUUUAGCUCACUUAUAAUCUUGAUCUCGAUUUGCCAGAUAAUUUUAAUCUAUCUUAAUUCAUACAAUUAGAACUCUAUAAUGGUUUUGAAUUCAAAAAUAUCAAUUAUGAAUAUUCGAUUACAUAAUAAUUGGAAAUCCAAAAUUCAAAUAAGACAUAACUGUCAGCCAUUAUUAAAUUAACUCUGAAUAGAACAUCCUCACAAGAGUCCUUGUAAAUAGUGUAUAACAAUCUGACAUCAUUUUCUUCAGAUGGUUAAAUAUAAUAGAUUUCAUAUCUAACAUAAGAAAUUAAGAAAUAUACCCUAAUUGAUUAAUAAUUGAUCGAAGAAGUAGGAUUAGUUAAUUCAGGAAACUAUUAUAUUCUGUAUAUAUUAGCUGGAUUUGCCGGAGGAUCAAUUCUAUUUGGAGGAGUUGAUAUUUUUUAUAAUCUUCUUGAUACACUCUAGAUGUUGUCCUAUCUUAAAUACAUUAACACUUAAUUCCCAUAUAAUUUAGAGUAAUUUUUUGAUUUGUUUGGGUUUGCUUAAUUGAGCUUCAUUUCAAAGUACUUUGAUAUUGAAGGUCUUAUUGAUCCUUACAUUGAUUUUUAAAGAUUGAAAUCCAUUCCUAAGAAAAUCUCUGAUGAUGGUUACAGUUCCUUGUUUAUAAUAAAUGGUACAUCUUUAUUAACCAUUUGGCUAUCAUUCCUUUUCGUUUUUGCUAUAGCAAUAAUGGUUCUACCUAUUUUAAGAUAGUUUUAGAUGAAAUAUUUUUCAGACACACCAGAAAAGGAUAAAUGGGUUUUGAGAAUUAAAUUAUAUUUAUUAUCAAUUAAGAUAUUUAUUGGAGAACUUUGCUACAUAAUCAUAUCUGAGUUUAUUUUUAGUGGAAUGAUAAGGACUCAUAUUUCAACAGCAUAUGAUUAUUCAUUUUCAAUGAUUCUAUAGAUUUCAGCCUUAGAACUAAGAUCUUAAGAUUAAUUAGCUUAAGUGAGUUCUGUGUUGUCAUUAUUAGCUUUGGCUGUUUAUUUAUUAGUAAUCUAUGCAAUAACCUAUAUAUCUCAAUUAAGUAAUUACUCUAUUACUUAACAAAACAAUAAAUAGCGUUACGGCUCUGUUUUUGAGGGUUUAAACUUAAUUGGCUUUUGUAGAUAUACUAACGCUAUAAUCCUAUUGAAAAAACUACUUUUUAUGUUCCUGCUAAUUUUUACAUACCACGACCCUCUAUUCCAAUCGAUAAAUUUAGCUUUUCUUUCUUUGAUUUAAAGUUUAUUAAUAUUUUAUUUCAAACCUUUUGAAGAUCAGAAUGAAUAUAAAAAACAGUUUUCAUGUGAAGUUAAUAUUUCCAUAACGUUAUUUCUUAUAUCAAUUUUGAUAAUUGAUUAAGAUUUGCAUUAUAAUUUUUUUACAGAAGAAGACAAAAUCAAUUUAGGUUGGUGCUGUAUUAUUUGUAUAAGUUGUAUUUUGAUCAUUUAAUUAGUUAUUGAUAUUUAUUAGUAAUGGAGAUUAUUGAUAAAAAAAUAUCGAUAAAUAAAACGUUUGAUCGAAAAAAUUAACAAAUUAUUCUUUUCCUAAUCUGAAAGUCAUGUAUCCCAUACGCCUCUUAGCGUGGUGCACUGA